CGCGUCGGCUGCCGUGGCUGUGGUGGCACGGCUUCCUCGCAUGGAAUCGUCGCACGGCGGCCGGCCAUCUCAACACGCCAAGAACCUGCAUUUCCUCUCGACUUAUCCCGCGCCCCCGAUCUUUUCGCCGAUCUAUUCGUGUAAAUACAACUUUUCCCCCUAAAAUCUGGGCGUCGCUUUCUAAUCAACUGAUUUGAUCGGAGUUCUUGGACAAUCCUAAACCAUCCCAAAUUCGAAAGUUUCUGCCAAGUUAAAGUUCGAUUUUUUUUUUCCUCCUAUUUAAGCUUCGGGGAAUAGCCAACCAUCCAAGGUACGAUUUCAUUGUCACUUUCCCUCAUCUCUACAAUGCCGCCGACCCUAGCUUUUACGGAGGCGGUUGCCAGGUUCCUAUCAUGUAAAGCUCGAUCUUUACAACACGGAGCUGGGAUUUUCCGAUCGGCGGGACGACCUAGCGGCCCGGAUAGCAGGUUGGGGCGAUUCGAUCAGGCGCGAUGUCUGGCUACCUUGGCUCGUUCCGGAAACCCUUGCGUCGGUAGUUCCGCCGACGGCGUCCACGUUCUGCCGAUUGGUACUUCCCGUGGUUUCGCUCAAACUCGACAGUUUCUCGGAUUUUUUUUCGGAGAAGAUUGUCCUGCUCUUUCAAAGGUCUACAAGGAGCGACGGACCAUUGGGUACUCUCCUGAACAGUUGUUUAAUGUGGUUUCAGCAGUCGAUAUGUAUGAGGAGUUCUUGCCAUGGUGCCAGCGGUCUAAGAUUGUCAAGCGGAAUAGCGAUCGAUCAUUUGAUGCUGAGCUUCAGAUUGGUUUUAAGUCCUUUCUUGAAAGUUAUCUUUCUCAUGUGGAAAUUGACAAGCCAAAACGUAUCAAGACCACUGCUUCAAAAAAUGGACUUUUUGAACACUUAAUUAACAUUUGGGAAUUCACUCCUGGUUCAGUUCCUGGAAGUUGUGAACUUUACUUCUUGGUGGAUUUCAAGUUUCAUUCACCACUAUAUCGACAGGUUGUAUCAAUGUUCUUUCAGGAAGUGGCCCCUCGUCUACUUUCAUCUUUUGAAGAUCGCUGCAGCAGAAUCUAUGGUCCUCCUGUCCCAGUUCUUGAAACCUCUUACAGACAAAACAUAUAAAAUUUGAGUAAUCUCUCAAGCAGAAGUUGAUAGUUGAUUCCAACAUCUUGACUAGCAAAUUUCCUCGGAGACAAACUGAUAUUAGAGUUUAGUGUUCCAACUGUGCAACUUUUUUGAUGAGGUUAACUUGUAGAAGCACCUUUCACCACAUUUUUUUCAUUUGUUCAUUUCCUUCUCGGGCUCCCUCUGGAAAAUUCUCCAAAGAUUGUUUGGAGAGUUACCAAAAGCUUGAAUUAUCAUGUAGAUAGUUUCAUCAGAGUUAUGCAAACAUCAAAAA
Zingiber officinale is the source of this 1399-nucleotide messenger RNA. Its product is annotated as coenzyme Q-binding protein COQ10 homolog, mitochondrial-like. Gene Ontology annotation, molecular function: ubiquinone binding. The transcript is spliced from 4 exons. Gene Ontology annotation, biological process: cellular respiration; ubiquinone biosynthetic process. The record is from RefSeq and is a predicted model, not a curated record. Bases 346 to 1122 code for a protein of 258 amino acids. NCBI's taxonomy places the organism in Eukaryota, Viridiplantae, Streptophyta, Magnoliopsida, Zingiberales, Zingiberaceae.